AUGGAGGAGGCGGGCGGCGCCCGCGGGGGCAGCAUCCAGGACCUGCCCGCCGACUUCGUGGUGCGCGCGUUCCUGCUGAUCGACGACGUGCGCGACGUGCUGUCGCUCCAGGCGACCUGCAAGCGGUUCUGCGCCCUGGGGCGUUCCAGGCUGGUCUGGCGGCCGCGCCUGGAGGCCGAUCUGGGCAUAAGGCUUGAGCAACGUCUGGAAGGCGACGAACUGUCUCUCCAGCGGUUGUACCGCAAUGCAGCCACCGGAAGGACCGAGGUGGUCCGCUACUGGGGGGUCAUGACAGAUGGUGGCUGUGACAACGAUUGGCUCCACUACUGGGUGGACAACCUGUUUGUCCCAAACCACUGGGAGUCGUUCUGCAGUGCUGGAGGCGGCAAUGUGCACUGCUUUGGUCUUUUGUUGUGUGAAGAGCUUGAACACGACAAGCGAUCUGCAGCUGACAGAGAGUACAUGAUAAAGAAGUGUCGGUACCCAGCUGCCAGGCUCUUUAAUGAGCACUUCAACAGGAGAUCCAUCGACAAUGCAUAUUCCUUGCUGCAGUGCUGGUCCACCCCAGAAUUGGAGCAUUUUGUCUUGGCACUUUACCAUGACCUCCAGAAUGGUGGACCACUUGGAAGAUUGCUUGAGAUGGGCCUCACAGGGCAGGAGCUGCAAAGAGAAAGGGUGCGCAUGCGUGAGCUGGUUCGACGGCUAGAGCACCAAGCCACAGUGAAUGCAAGAGGCAUCAUCUCAAGGGAGGGCAAGCCCAGAAACGUGGGAAAAGGGAAGGCUGCGGGGAAGGGCAAGAAUGCACUGGUGCUGUAUGACAGCCUGUGCACAAAUGUGCUUCAGCAAAUGGACCGUCAAAUAGUAGGUGUCAUUGACCGGCUCAUGGUGUCAAGACGGGGUAGCUUCAGUUGUCCGGUGUCCUCAGGAGCUAUCUUCAUUGGCAACCUCACAAACUUGAGUCAGUUCAAGACGCACGACGAUGUGAUAGGUAGCCUGCAGCAAAUGGCAGCCACGCCAUACUGCGUCGCACUGGACAACAUGGCAGACAGAGUAUCCGUGACACUUGCAUCUGAGGCGGGCAAGCUCCCACCGAUCGUGGCCACUCAUUCAAACCCAGCAGGGGAAUGGAUGGAGUUCGAUGUCAGGACAAAGUCGCGCUGCAGAUUACGACCACUGAUUUGGUUCCAUUUCUACACGAAGCAAGAGUCAGAUGCUGUGCGAGCACAGCUGCAGCUACAAAAAGGGCCAUUUGGGGAGCACUUGCUUUCAACAAGCACCAGUGAGGGGUCAGAGGAGGAAGUGUUGGCGGAGGACGUUGCCGAGGCCUUGUUCCACGGACCACAGCAAGGGGACUCGGCAUUGAGAAAGACGACGGGAAGGGACAGGCUUGACGUGUGGUUGAAGCAGCGGGUAGCUGCCAAUGUUGUGUGCGUGAAGUUGAUAAAUCAAGAGGACCUGAUGAGCCAGUGGGGUGACGAUCAUGAGGCGCCGAACAUUGACAUCAACUGCAUAGCAUUCAAUGGACAGAGGGUUUUGCUGCCUCCCGGCAUUCAGCUUGCCGGUGAAUAA
Messenger RNA from Ostreobium quekettii, 1569 nucleotides. Lineage: Eukaryota; Viridiplantae; Chlorophyta; Ulvophyceae; Bryopsidales; Ostreobiaceae. The record is from the annotation of a GenBank genome assembly.